AUGAGGUUGCCAAAGCACAGAACCCCACGCCAGGACCUAUGGAUCAUCACUUCGCAACACAAAAGCCCACAAGGUCAGGGGCAAUGGGACCCCCAGAGCAACUUAAUCUAUUUCUGCACUAAGCACUUGACCCCAGAGAAUUUUGAACUCUCAGGAGUCAGAGUCCCCCCUCAACACCCAUCAGGCGCUUCACCCGGAGACCUUCCUGGCUCUCCAUCCUCACCCUGUCCUCAUUCCCCAUCGCAAUACAUGCUGCGCCUCCCUCCACCUCCCAGCUUCUACCUGCCCAAGGAACACAACUAUGCUCAGCACUGUCCCCUGGUGUGGUGGAAGCGUUAUGAGAGAGCCACCGACAGCCUGGAAAAGUCCCUGUGGCUGCUCAGUGCGGCCAGGCGGAGGGAGAACCGGCUGCGGCAUGCGCUCCUGCGCCUCAGAGAAAAUCUUCUGAAACACACCCUCCUUCGCUCACGGGACAGAGCUAAGGGCAGGGGAGGUCGAAUUCAGGGAGACUUGUUGGAGGACAAGGGUCUGUGCUUAGAGGGUAAGGGUAGAGGACUGAGGCUUAUAUUACCCACUGAUGGACAGCGAGGCCAUUGCUCAGACAUCAGGAGGACUGUGGUGACCAGUGAUGUGAGGGAGAGCUGAAAAGAACACAUUGAAGGGUUUCAGCUCCAGCUUAGCAGUGAGUUUGUUGACUGA
Oncorhynchus kisutch (coho salmon) is the source of this 699-nucleotide messenger RNA. Its product is annotated as THAP domain-containing protein 7-like. Gene Ontology annotation, cellular component: nucleus. Gene Ontology annotation, biological process: regulation of DNA-templated transcription. The record is from RefSeq and is a predicted model, not a curated record. Lineage: Eukaryota; Metazoa; Chordata; Actinopteri; Salmoniformes; Salmonidae. The transcript has 4 exons.